CGCUCUGAAGUCUUCCGGCCCCGCCCCCGCCCCUUCUCUUUAUCAUCCGCCUCCCCCGGUGAAAUGGCCAUAUUCUCCGCUCCCUGUUCACCCGACUUGGAAGACUCCAUCUGACGCUGAAGCAGCGCUUACAAACCCCGGGACAUCAUGGCAUCAGGUGUUGAAGUAGACGACGAAGCGGUCAACUUGUUCACUGACAUGAAGAUGAGGAAGUAUACUGAAACUCCGGAUGGGAAAAAGAUCAGAAAGAAGGCAGUGGUGUUUUGUAUCAAUGGCGACAAGAUCGUUACUGAAGCAGACAAGGAAAUCUUGUCAGUCGACGAUGACGAGGAGCACGAAGACCCCUUGAAGCGCUUCAUCAACCUGUUACCAGAGAACGGCUGCAGAUAUGCCCUUUACGACGCCGCAUACGAGACCGAGGAUAACAAAAAGUGCCAGGACCUCGUCUUCGUCAUGUGGGCUCCAGAUACCUGUGGAGUCAAAGAGAAAAUGCUGUAUGCGAGCUCCCAAGACGGCGUCAAAAAGAAGUUUGAAGGAAUCAGACAAGUUUGGCAGGUGAACGGAAGGGACGAACUCGAUUGCAGUUCGGUGGCGGACAAGCUGCGCGGACAUGGAUCAUGUUUGAAAACCCUGGAGGGCAGAAAGCUGUGAUGUCACGGCGGCGAGCAGAGCCCAGCCAACCGCCGUGCCAUUCAGACCGACGCAUCCCCCCCCAUCCCCCACUUGUUCUGUCAGCCCCCCUCCCCUCCCCAUAGCCCAUUCUUUUUUUUUCUGUUCUGCUUUGUUAAAUACAGGGAUCUCAUUAAUCUUACGCUAUGCAAACCCUAACCCAGUCUGUUACCACAUGACUUUAGGGUCAUCUCUCUUUCUGAAUUUUGGCCAAAAAAAAAGUCAGUGUGACAAAAGCAGCGCCCCCCCUCCCCAUGAGGGAGGAGACCAUUGGUGUGAAGCUCCGCCUCCCACCACCCACGGGUCAGUUCCACCGAGCUUUUUUCCACGUGACUUUUAUUGUUGUAAGCUGUUUUCGACUAUGCAUCCGCAGCGCAGCGCUUUGUGUUCUCACACUACAUUCUGCCUGCCCGCCCUCACUCUGGCCGUUUUGUCGUCGCCUUACUUCCAUUUUGAAUGUAACCGAGUUGGGGUGCAAUUCUUAUUUUUGGAAAGAAACAUUACAGGACGCAGAUUUCACCCCGGCGUUGAGACGGCCCCACAACAACAACGACAAACGAACGGACAGAAAGAUGACAUCUGGAGCCUUAAAGCAGAAUUUUGUUUUCUGAGAUCACAGGAAACCACUUUGGGAGUGAUGAUGCUGAGAAAAGGUUUUGCUUAAUGAGCUGAUGAUGUCACGUGAUGUCACAUCUUCUCUUGGCUGUCUGACCAAUCGGCUGAGACCAGCUGAUCCAAAACUCAAAACGCCUUCACUGCUGAGGCACGAAGUCUGCUUUUCAGUGUGUGAGAAUAAAGCAAAAAACAGAAUUUGAUUUGAUUCCACUUCACUGCGAAAGCGAGAGGAUGUGUGCACAAUGAUGGAAACAUGGCUGCGUUAACUCCUCCCUGUUGUUUUCUGUCUCCCCCUACAGCCGAGUUUGUGUCUGACGUGGAGCUGAUGUUCUCAAACUGUAUUCAGUAUAAUCCCCGUCACACCAACGAGGCGCUUGGCAGGCUUGGCCUAUCAGAGCGCGACUCUGCCCCGCCCGCAAAACGCUCACGGCCCUGAUUAAAAUGCAGACCAAAACUCCACUUUGUCGAGGAAAUGCGAUGUUUCCAUUUACAUUACAUCCACAAAUCCACGAGUCAUUUUGUUUGAAACAGGAACGAGAAGUGAUUUAAUGACCUACAGAGCUGUUCAAAAACAGCUGGCAGAUGUUUGUUUUCAGUGGAAAGUUCAGAAGUUAAGUCUUUCUCACUUUCAGACAUCAAAUUUCAAUUUCAUUCACACGAGAAAGUACUUUUGUUUGCGGUUAUUAAAUUUUGGGACUCUCAGGCUUCCGUCACUCAUCAAACUGUGAACCAUAUAGGGCAGCUCCUUCCCCUUCAUGUGACCACGCCUCCUUAUACUCAGGCCCCUCCCAUUAGACACAGGCCCCACCCCCUGAUGAAAGGCUUCUUUGAUGAGGGUUGUCUGAAUGAAUAUAUCCAAAGAGAAAAUGACCCCGGAUCUUGAAUUUCCAAAUGUUGAUCAAAUUGAAAGGAGAAGUUGAGUGACCUAAAAAAUCAGAGGCAAUUUCUGAACAAAGGAUGAAACAUUCACACACAGCAGGAAGUGAGUCACAGAGUUUCUGUUCCCUUUAUCUUUCACUGAAAAGUUGAACUAACCCUUUAAAAGCCCGAGCUGCUGCAUGGCCUCACUGGAUUUGUAGUCAUUCUAUAUUUUUUUCAGUUUCCUGCUGUAGAUGGUUUUGCUGCGUUCUUCUGUUCUGAUGAGUGUGUGUGUGCGUUUGUGUGUUGUUGUUGAAUGGAGGUUGAUUGUAGACACAACACUGGAGCCCCCAACUACGGUGAGAGGGGUCCAGCUGCAGACCUCCACUCUCAGGACCCUGAGCUCCACUCUCAGGACCCUUCCCUGCAGACAGCUCACCUCCACUCUCAGGACCUGAAGUUGAUGCGAAGCCUUUCAAAAUAAAAGCGAGAAUAUCGGAAUCGUGUAUUCGUACUUCCCCAUGAAAAUACGGUUUAUUUCUUGUGGUUUUAUUUUUAUGUUUGUAAUGUAAAUAUGAUUUAAAAGCAAGUAAACUAAUAGUCUGGUUGCAGACUUCCACUCUCAGGACCCUUCUCCGCAGACAGCUUACCUCCACUCUUAGGACCGGAAGUUGAUAGAAAAUCUUUCAAGAAAAAAAAAAAAGCGAGAAUAUCGGAAUCGCCUAUUUUUCAUUCCCCAC
This is a messenger RNA of Salarias fasciatus (jewelled blenny), 2882 nucleotides long. RefSeq names its product cofilin-2-like. Gene Ontology annotation, cellular component: actin cytoskeleton. The transcript has 4 exons. Gene Ontology annotation, biological process: actin filament depolymerization. The record is from RefSeq and is a predicted model, not a curated record. Gene Ontology annotation, molecular function: actin binding. NCBI's taxonomy places the organism in Eukaryota, Metazoa, Chordata, Actinopteri, Blenniiformes, Blenniidae. The coding region runs from base 148 to 651 and encodes 167 amino acids.